UCGUAUGUUAUGGAGUGAAGUAGCUCCCAUUCACCUCUGAGUAUGUUUUUGUUUCUAAACAAGAAGUCAUCAUGGGAAACCUUUUGUCCUUAUUUUGGGAGAGGGAUCCUCCCCCGCUACCUCUAAGUCAUUAUAACCCAGUUCAAGAUUACGAAUGCCAGAAGGAUGACUCUUGUGGGGCGGUAGGCAGCUUCCUGCUUUGGUACUUUGUUAUUUUAUUGCUCCUGGUGUUCCUCUCUCGGGCUUCUGUCUUGGGUUUGGGAGAGUCUGCUAUCAAAGUGUGGCCUCCUGAAGAGACAGCAGAAGCAGGGUCUCAGCCACACAGGAACUCAAUAUCUGAGGAUAAACAGGAUGAAGACCGUGGGACGAGUGCUCCAGUUACUAAAGACACUUCCUAUCAGCGGCACAGCAAAGGUGGCUGCUGGGACUCUACACAAAUGACGAAGAAAUCAAAGCAGAAUCAACUUUUCGCCAUCACUGACUCAGAAGUAGCUUUGGUCAACGCUUAUCUUGAACAAAGACGAGUCAGGCGCAAGGUGAACCCAGUUCAACCAGACAGUGAAACCACUGAGUGUGACAGUGAAGAAUCUAACUCGGGAGCCUCUUCGUGGAAGGAGACUGAAAGCGAGCACCAACCCUCACUAGACAGCGUUCAAAGGAGAAAAGUCGCUGAGAGGCACCAGAAUCUGGGAAGUCAGCAAAUCCGAGAAAGCCCCUGCCCCCACUGCAAAGCCAUGAGAACCAAUGAAUGGUUAAUACGUCAUUUCCUACAACGAGCUUCAGAAAUGGUUCCCCCAAAGGAGGAUACGCAAGAGGAAGUUUCCAUGAGAUCAACACGAAGUUCAACACGAAGAGAUCAACAGGAAGUUCAGUAAAAUUUGAAUUUUGUCAAGCUUUUACCUUAUUUGAAGCCAAAUGGAAGAGAUGAAUAAAAUAUGAAAAAAAUCACCAGAGCCCUAGGUGAGGAGACUUUUACAAUAAAAUCUCUCUACCAGCAACAACAACAUACUUGGAACCCAAGAGGUAAAAUUUCAGACAAUUCUUUGUUCCAAAAGAGGCUAGUGAGUGUGUGCAUGGCACCUUGGGAGCACUGAAGCUCUGCAUCCAUUACGAUUUUUUUUUUAUUAUUCAAAAGAGCACAAGACAGCUACUCCAGGCCUUGAGUGCAUGUAUUUUGUUUAUGUCUAUAAUACAUGAGGAAGGUCUUUGAAAACA
Chinchilla lanigera (long-tailed chinchilla) is the source of this 1215-nucleotide messenger RNA. RefSeq names its product serine-rich single-pass membrane protein 1 (gene Ssmem1). Bases 72 to 875 code for a protein of 267 amino acids. The transcript has 4 exons. The record is from RefSeq and is a predicted model, not a curated record. NCBI's taxonomy places the organism in Eukaryota, Metazoa, Chordata, Mammalia, Rodentia, Chinchillidae.